AUGGCGACGACAGUCAUCCCCCGGUAUUUCACUCAUUACGGGUCUAUUAUAUUGUUUGCGUUAUUUGGUCUGAAAAUGCUUCACGAAGCUCAUCAAAUGUCUGACGACGAGGGGAAGGAAGAGUACGAAGAGGUCCAGAAAUCUCUGAGCAAACGCGAGACCGUAGAUCUCGAAUACAAUAUGGUGUCCACAUCGGCCGAAGACCCAGAGACAGGUGUUAUCAAAACAAUAUCUUCAGUUUCGUUGGGCACGCGGUUGCGUCGAAAGCUGAUGGUCUACGUGUCGCUGGUGUUCAUCGAGACCUUUACGAUGACAUUUUUGGCCGAAUGGGGCGAUAGGAGUCAAAUCAGUACAAUUAUUUUGGCCGCUCGC
Molecule: messenger RNA, 372 nt
Organism: Medioppia subpectinata
Lineage: Eukaryota; Metazoa; Arthropoda; Arachnida; Sarcoptiformes; Oppiidae
Source: the annotation of a GenBank genome assembly